CCUCAGAGCUGCAGUCACCUUCCUUCUUCCUGGAGUGUCUGGCCCCUAGCAGGUGCACCAUGGAGCUGGCCCUGCCUGCCAUCAUAUUCACCCUCUUUCCUGGAGCCCUUCUGGGGAGUGAGAACUUCACAAUCAACUCCUACAGCCUGUCUCCUAGGACAGACAGGAGAAGCAUUAAUCUGGAUUCAGUGUGUGGACGUCCCAGGGCAUCAAGCCGCAUCGUGUCAGGGCAGGAUGCCCAGCUGGGCCAGUGGCCUUGGCAGGUCAGCCUGAGGGAGCACGGGGAGCACGUGUGUGGGGGCUCCCUGAUUGCCGAGGACUGGGUGUUGACCGCUGCCCAUUGCUUCAGCCAGGACCAGCUCCUGUCUGCCUACACAGUCCUGCUGGGUACCAUCUCCUCCUACCCUGAGCCCAGCGAACCGAGCGAGCUGAGAGCUGUGGCCCAGUUUAUCAAGUACCCGAGCUACUCAGCAGAUGAGCAUGCUAGUGGCGACAUCGCCCUUGUGCAGCUGGCCUCAUCCGUCUCCUUCAAUGACUAUAUCCUUCCAGUCUGCCUCCCGAAGCCCGGAGAGCCCCUGGAUCCUGGCACCUUGUGCUGGGUCACUGGCUGGGGGCAUAUUGCCACAAAUCAACCACUCCCACCACCCUUUACCCUGAAAGAGUUGCAAGUGCCUCUUAUUGAUGCGCAGACCUGCAAUGACUACUACCAGGAGAACUCCGUUUCCAGCGUGGAGCCUGUCAUCUUGGAAGACAUGCUGUGUGCCGGCUUUGAGGAAGGCAAGAAGGAUGCCUGUAACGGUGACUCCGGAGGUCCCCUGGUCUGUGAUGUUAACGGCAUCUGGAUGCAGGCAGGGGUGGUGAGCUGGGGAUCUGACUGCGCUCAGUUCAAGAAGCCGGGAGUCUACACCAACGUCAGCUUCUACAGCUCGUGGAUUGAGAACACAAUGUGGAAUUCAGCCCUGGAAACAAGAAGUUUCUCUCCCAGGCUUUCGGGGCCCCCACUUUCUGCCCUGUUGCUAUUCCUGGCUUCCCUCAAUGGCCCCUUCCUCUUCCUGGGGCCCUAACCUGCAACCUCAUCAUCCCCGUCCCUGUAGUCGCAUCUUUUGCCCUCUGUCUGCUCCCAGGCUAGUGCAGCUUCGUCAGGGACCCGCUUCCUGCGCCCUCCUUGCAUAGCCACCUGUAGACAAGCACCCCAUCCGUGCUCUGUCUUUCAAGGAGCCUCUCCACAUCCACAGACGCCUCCUAACCCCCAUAUCAUCAGACCCUUGGGACCCUUAGCUAAUCUCUGGUUUCUUUGUAGCCCCCAUGGGCGCUGAGCUGCCGUUCACCCCCAGGGGUCCUGUCGGUCUCCAGGGUGGAGCACAGGCUACGGCCGCCUUCCAGGGCAGCCUUUGGUGGCUUCUGCAGCUGGGCUGGCCUCUCUAUAGUGUGUCUGUAUCUAAAGCAAUAAAGAUGGGAUCCAGAGGUA
Meriones unguiculatus (Mongolian gerbil) is the source of this 1468-nucleotide messenger RNA. RefSeq names its product serine protease 33-like. The record is from RefSeq and is a predicted model, not a curated record. Gene Ontology annotation, biological process: proteolysis. Lineage: Eukaryota; Metazoa; Chordata; Mammalia; Rodentia; Muridae. The transcript has 5 exons. Gene Ontology annotation, molecular function: serine-type endopeptidase activity. The coding region runs from base 60 to 1064 and encodes 334 amino acids.